Messenger RNA from Hipposideros armiger (great roundleaf bat), 528 nucleotides. NCBI's taxonomy places the organism in Eukaryota, Metazoa, Chordata, Mammalia, Chiroptera, Hipposideridae. The record is from the annotation of a RefSeq genome assembly.
AUGAUGACGUAUAUUGUAUUAAUUUUAAGUACUAUUUUUGUUGUUAGUUUUGUUGGGUUUUCCUCUAAGCCUUCUCCUAUUUAUGGGGGGUUAGGGUUAAUUAUUGGUGGUGGGGUUGGAUGUGGAAUUGUGAUAAGUUAUGGUGGGUCUUUUUUAGGAUUAAUGGUGUUUUUGAUUUAUUUGGGUGGGAUGUUGGUGGUUUUUGGCUAUACCACUGCUAUGGCUACGGAGCAGUACCCCGAAGUUUGGGUGUCUAAUAAGGUUGUGUUGGGAUCUUUUAUUUUUGGUUUGGUUAUGGAAGUUGUGUUUGUAUUGUGUGUGUUGAGUGGGGAUGGGUUUGAGGUUCUGUUUGAGUUUAGUAGUAUGGGGGAUUGAGUAGUCUAUGAUGUUGGGGAUUCAGGGGUUGUUAGUAAGGAGGCAGUGGGGGUGGCUGCUUUAUAUAGUUAUGGGGCUUGGUUGGUGGUUGUUACUGGGUGGUCUUUAUUAAUUGGGGUUGUAGUUGUUAUGGAGGUUACUCGUGGAAAUUAA